Pararge aegeria (speckled wood butterfly) is the source of this 1481-nucleotide messenger RNA. RefSeq names its product stress-associated endoplasmic reticulum protein 2. Bases 177 to 371 code for a protein of 64 amino acids. The transcript has 3 exons. Gene Ontology annotation, cellular component: endoplasmic reticulum. Lineage: Eukaryota; Metazoa; Arthropoda; Insecta; Lepidoptera; Nymphalidae. Gene Ontology annotation, biological process: endoplasmic reticulum unfolded protein response. The record is from RefSeq and is a predicted model, not a curated record.
GUCAACUUUUGUAUAUGACGUUUAGGCGCGACGUGUUGACGUUUCGUUUUGUAAUUUUCUGUAAUUUUGCUUCGUGGUUUCACUUUUAAAUACGUGUCAAGUGAGUUUGAGCGUGUUUGGCUUUUAGGGCCUUUAAUUUUAAGAUAACUGACAGAUAUAACUAUUGAUCAAACAAAAUGGCUCCCAAACAGAGGAUGCGCAUUGCCAAUGAGAUUGCCAGCAAAAACAUCACACAGCGAGGGAAUGUACCCAAAUCUACUAAGGAAAAGGAUGACCAAUAUCCGGUAGCUCCCUGGCUUAUUGGACUGUUCAUCUUCGUAGUAUGCGGCUCUGCUGUAUUCCAAAUCAUCCAGUCUAUUAGGUUGGCCUAAAUCCCCCUGUGAUCCCCGACUGAUAAUUUUAGAAACCAGUUGCAACCUGUGGCAUGGGUUUUUCUCCUUAUUUCAUCAUCUAAUUUGUUAAAUAAAGUUAUAAAUAUGUAUGAUACACUUUUGUGCUCUCUUAUUUUAUACAUAUUAAUGCAUUUGUCAAUUUAAUUUCUGAAGUGUAUUUUCCUUUUCUUGUGAAGUAAUUUGUGUAUGUAAAACAUUUCCAAAGAUCUUCGUAAACUUUAUUACAUAUUUCAAUUUGUAUUGAUUGAUUUUUCAUCACUUGUGCCACAAUGUCAUAAAAAACCUACACCACCUUGUAUCUAUUAAAUAUUUUGUACUAUUAUUUAUGUUAUAAAGUAUUUCAUACCUACAAGGUUUAGCGGCAUAUUUCUUACUGCUUAUCAUAGUUGCAUACAAUUGGUUUAGUGUAAGUGCAGUUUAAUUAUAAUCUCAAAAAACUUGUAUGUACUAUAUUCUUGUAUAUUGUAAAUUUAAAUCUAGGCUAGGGAUGCACUUUUCAACUUUGAUAAUGUAUGGCUACUGAUUUCUUUUUAAAUUUAGUUCCAAGAACAUUUGUCUCAAGAAAUAAUUAAAAAUUUUAAUAUUAUUUUUUUUGAGCGAACAUUUUUGCCACCUUGCUUUUGAUGGUAUCUUGUCAGUGCAGUGAUAUAAUGUAUAGUUUUAUAAAACCAAGUUAUUUAGUGGAUUCCUAGCCUCAAAAUAAAGUAGGAUUUUCACUAUUGUUGAACGAAUCGAUUGUCAUAUUAAAAAUGAUUAUUAAGAAAUAAUGAUAAAAUCAAGAUUGCAUUUUUACACCAUCUCUACAAUAGUGAAACUCCGCCUUACAUAAUCAAAGCAUUUUAAUGUUGUUGAUUAAUUGAAUUUAUUUUCCAUUCCUAAUUAAUUAUUUUAUGACCAAGCUAUGAAAGACGCACAAGUAAAUAACUUUGUGCAGCGAAGUUAUUUUUUAAAAUGGUGGAUGUAUUUUAAUGAUUAUAGUCCAAUUUUAAUUGUUUUAAUAUUUUAUCCUCGCCACACGUGAAAUUAUUUGUCGGUUCUAUUUUUUAUUUUAACUAUAAUUUAUUUGAUUAAAUACAGUAUAUUUGUCGA